CGGUCAUAAUUCAAUAUGAGUCUCCCCCAUUUUUAUUUUAUUUAUUUUUUAAGAUAUAUUUCACAGUCACCUCAAGGAACUUUAUAUUGUAGGUUAAAACAUCACAACAUAAAAACCCUAAAGGGAUAGAAAUGGUCAGCAGCUGUACUAAGGUAGGCUGAGGUAUUUAAAUGAUGCUCAGUUGGGGCCCGAAGUAUCCCCUGCAACAUGAAUACAUGCAUCCUUGUAUCACCAUUGAUACAAGGAUGCAUGUAUUCAUGCUUUCAUGUUGUUUGGGUCAAAGUAUGACCCCACCAUACAAAUGUUGCAGCAGAAAUCGGGCACUGUUUUUUUUUGUUUUGUUUUGUUUUGUUUUGUUCAAAUGCAGUGAUCGUAUGCAAACUGUAGUCUGUUUCCUGUUCUUAGCUGUGGCCUUCCAAUUAAAGGUUCAACAUGGUGUGCAGUCAGAGAUGCUUUUCUACAUACUAUGGUUUUAACAAGUGGCUAUUUGAGUUACCAUUGCCUUUCUAUCUGCUUAAGCCAGUCUGCCCAUUCUCUGACCUCUAGCAUCAACAAGGCCUUUUCUCUCACAGAUCUGCUGCUCACUGGAUAUUUUCUUUUCUUCCCUGACAAUUCUUUGUAAACCCCAGACAUAGGAAAAUCCCAUUUAAAUGAUCAGUUUCUGAAAUACUUAGCUCAUCCCAUCUGUCAGUACCAACCAUGCCAUGUUCAAAAUCACAUUUGUUCCCUCUCUAAUCUUAAAUUGAUUUGAAAUUUAGCAGGACAACCUCCAAAUUCUUCAUAUUAAAUCUCUUAACAAAUUUGAAUAAAUUAUAAUAUAAUCCCAUGACCUAGCUAAUAUAAACUCACCACCUGUAGGCUUGAGUGGGGGCCCUCUCUUGACAAAAACAUUACUGUAGCCAACAAGGUGUCAGUCUGUAAAUCAACCAGCAAUAUUUGAAAAAUAAAGCAGCUCAAUGAUGUUCAGAGUUGACAUUAAGAAAUUUAGUCCAGAAAUAUAUCGUGAAGACUUUUUAAUCAUUUGGAAGAAAAAGCUGAACAAACACUUUAAAAUUAGCCUCACGUGUUAGCAUAAAUUUAAAUCCAAUCGUUUUCCUGCUUGUUUAUUGAUUGACUUAUUGUCUAAAUGUGACUACUUUACUAUAUAACGACAUGAAUGUGUACACACUUACCAAAAUAUUUUACAUACUUUUCUUAUACAAAAAAAGCCGUUAGGCUAGCUUAGUUAAACUGGCUAAUCUUGACUAAAUGUACCUAAAUACAAUAAUAUUAAAACAUAAAAAUGGCAGCAACUUUCAGACUCAAGCUUUCAUGGUUGCCAAAAAAAUUAAAAAUGAUUGCAUAUAACUCAAUAAGCACAGAUAGCUAAGUAAGCUGAAGCGCUAACCUUGCUUACGUCUACAGUACUAUACAUGUCUUUUUGGCUUCACAAAGAUUAAAUAAACAAUGGGUCACAAAUCAGAAUUUAAACAGUAUUUUCUAUAAUCCACACAGGUUUAGUUAUACAUAGAGCCUCAGAUUGACCAAUACUCCAAACAAUGAGGAAGUCCAUGGAUCUCAGUGAAGAUCUAUGACGCUGUACUGUAGAUUUACAGAAAUUGGGAAGAAUUAAGAGUACCUUCUAAUUCUUCAACUUUACCUCAAAUCAACAGCUGGAUGAAUGAAUCUUUAAAAUAUUGAGAAGUUCCACCUGGACAAUGAUCCCAAACACACAUCAAAACUGGUUUUGGAAAGUAGGCUUACAUCCAGCUUCUGGGAUGGCCUUUCCAAAGUACCAACCUCAAUCCUAUUGAAAAUUUGUGAACGAAGUUUAAAAUCUGUGUCUGUGACAGGCAACCAACUAAUUUAAAUGAACUUUACCAAAACUGAUCAAAUUUCCAGCCAGAAUUGUGCUUGAAGCUUGUUUAUAGCUACUAAAAGCAUCUGGUUGAGGUGCAGCUUGCUAAGGGAUAUUUAACCAAAUAUUACAUUUGACUUCUGUAUGUAUGCUUUUGACCCUCUGUGGAUUAGAGAAAAUGCAAAACACACUCAAACUUUUGCACAAAAUUUGUGUUUUUUUAAAUAUAUUAAAGAUUCACAAUCAUUCCAUUAACAUUAUUAUAAUGAUGAUGAUGAUGAUGAUGAUCGCUGAGCUGUAUUAAGCUGUUGUGUAACCACAGAAAAGCGGUAACACUGAGUAGACAUGGAGCAGGGUGCACCCGGAGCUGAGUAGUAUAGUUCAGGGACGCACACGCCCACAGAGCAUCUGCAGCAUUGUGCUACAGCCAUGCGCUGCCCUCCUCUGAUCCAGGGACAGCUUGAAUACCGGCAGCAUGGAGCACAUGUCCUCUCCCGUCAGAUUUCGCAGCAAUAAAAAAGCUUCAACUUUCUCGGGCAAGGAGUUGUCCAGUCUGUCCAUAAGGGACCAGGAGGACAUGCAGUAUCCUUAUGCCAUGAGGGAUUUGCCUCUCAUGUCUCACUCUGGUGAACAGCACCAGAGACCAGGCCACUAUGGAGCAGAAGGCAUUGGGAGCCCCAUCAACGGGAGACACCUCAGCCUUCCUGGGACUCCCUCUCUGGUCCGCACCAUCCCCUUCCACCCCAGGGGCUCUCCAGCAGUCCCUCCCAGGCAUAAUCACAUGGGACUAGAUCCAGAAUUUCAGCAGCUACCGCUGAGGAGGCAGAUUGUUUCUCAGGUGUCUCUGGACUCGCCGCUCAGCCCUUCCAUGCGCCCACGUAGCCCCUGGGGACGCUUUGACCCCUACGACUCUCCUGAGGAUCAGGACAAGGAGUACGUAGGUUUUGCCACAUUACCAAACCAGGUCCACAGAAAAACUGUGAAGAAAGGCUUCACAUUCACACUCAUAGUCGCAGGGGAGUCCGGUCUCGGUAAAUCCACACUAAUCAACAGUUUGUUCCUCACGGAUCUUUACAAGGACAGAAAAGUUCUCAAUGCUGAAGAGCGGAUCAGUCGAACAGUCGCCAUCAUCAAACACACCGUUGGCAUUGAGGAGAAAGGAGUCAAACUGAGGCUCACCAUCAUAGACACGCCAGGGUUCGGAGAUGCCGUCAACAACACAGAAAGCUGGAGGCACAUAGACGACUACAUCGACCAGCAGUUUGAACAGUACUUCAGAGACGAGAGCGGGCUGAACAGAAGAAACAUUCAGGACAACAGAGUCCACUGCUGCCUCUACUUCAUCUCACCGUUCGGACAUGGCCUUCGACCUCUGGAUGUGGACUGUAUGAGGGCGCUUCAUGAAAAAGUCAACAUAAUUCCUGUGUUGGCCAAAGCUGACAGCCUGACACCAGCAGAGGUCUGCAGAAAGAAGAUGAAGAUCAGGGAGGAGAUCAAGCAGUUUGGGAUAAACAUCUACCAGUUUCCUGAAUGUGAUUCAGAUGAGGACGAAGACUUCAAGACACAGGAACAGAUACUUAAGAACAGCAUCCCAUUUGCUGUGAUUGGGAGUAACGUACAGGUGGAGAGCAAAGGUCGAAAGUUCAGGGGUCGCGUCUAUCCCUGGGGCGUGGUAGAAGUGGAGAACCCGGCUCACUCCGACUUCCUGCUGCUGAGGAACAUGCUGGUGAGGACGCACAUGCAGGAUCUGAAGGACGUGACGCGGGAAAUUCACUAUGAGAACUACAGAGCUCAGUGCAUCCAGAACAUGACACGCAUGGUGGUGCUGGAGAGGAAACGCAGUUUGCGUGAGAAAUAUCGGGACGGUAGUGAGGCAGACUUUCCUCUGCCUCUGGCCGUCGCUGACACUGAGAAGGAAAGACUGAUCUAUGAAAAGGAUGAAGAGCUGAGAAAGAUGCAGGAGGUGCUGGAGCGGAUUCAGGAGCAGAUGCAGCACAGUCAUAGAGGUGGCUGCUGAUUCUCACCGUACAUCCCUGAAACAGGAGCCAGACGAGGAGCACCCAGAGUCACAGAGGAGGCCUUGGCAAUUGGCAAGCUUGAAACUGAGUCUAAUUGUUCUUACUUAGGAUAACUUGCAGUGAGAAUCAUAGUUGGAAUCGCGACUUUCCAAAGAUACUAGAAAAGAUUUCCCUGUUUUUUCCAGAUCUAACUCCCAAUCUAACCUCCUAAUCCUAAACGCCUUUAGAAAAGAAAAAUCAUGAACUUUAUCCUAAAACAUUCUAUAACUAUUAAGGAUACUGCAAGGACAUGCAAGUCAAAAGCUCAGUAUUGCUGUUUCGGAGCAUCUCAGCAGGAUAACUGAUUUGGACUUUGGAAUGAGUCACCCAUUCGAAAAACCAGAGUGCUCCAACUGUUUUAGUCACAUGCUAGCUAAAAAAGGAACACGAGUCAGUGUUUUAAAUAGAGUUUAUAGACCAACACUAUGGCAUAUGUAAAUAUAAGAUGUGAUCCAAUGCAAGCAGUCACCCAACUCCUGGAUGUGUGGAAGAAUUGCUCUCCAUUCCUGGAUGAGCAGCCUGCAGCUGUACAAUGAUAAUCGAUUGCUGCUGUUCAAGUUUAUUUAUAUAGCACCAAAUCUCAAUAGCAGUCGCCUCAAGAUGCUUUUUAUUAUAAGGUAAAGACCUUACAGUAAUACAGAGAAAACUCCAACAAUCAGAAACCCCCCUAUUAGCAAACUUUUGGCGACAGUGGGAAGGAAAACCCCUCUUCUAACUGGCGGAUCCACGCUCAGGGAGGGGCUGGUUUGACUGGUUGGGGUGUGUUCAUCAUGCAAAAGACACACUGAUGAACACGCUGACCCAGAAUGUCCCAGACAUGUUUGAUAGGAGACAUAUUGGUGCUAAAUGAUAAGGACGUGUGUGAAAAUGAUCCUGAUCCAGAAAAACCAGCUCUGCCCUGACAUUGUCCUCCUGAACAGCAGGAGGCACCGCUGCCUCUUGUACAGCUUGGAGCACCUCGUCUUCAGACAUCUGUUGCAAAGCAAAGAGUGAAAACAUAUUUCACCACAUAACACUUGCAUUUCUUUUUUAUGACUGGUAGAUUUGUUUCUUUAUCAUGUGAACAUGAUCCCUUUAUCAGCAACCUCGUUAAUGGACCAAAGCUGCCACAAACAAAAUAAAUACAUCAUUCAUUUGGUAAAGAAGUUAUUCAAAACAAAUAUGUUGAUAUUUAUUUUACUUUUCUUCCGUAUUUAAAUUUGUAAUGAGCCCUCACACUUCUAAAUUACUGAAAGCAAAAAGGUUCAACCCCUGCGUCUAACACACGAUCCCUCUGACAUGUGCAGUAGGUGAAAAGUUGCUCCACUUCGAUCGACAAUUUUUCUAAUUUGCAUAAUGAUGCAGAAACACGUUACCAAAAAAAAGUAUUUUUUUUAUUUUAUGGUGUUUUUAUUUAACAAGUUAUUUGUUCAUUUAAUUUUGAUCAUGGUAGUUUUAGGCCUCCAUAUCAUACUGCCAUCUAGUGUUCACUGUAGCAAAGUAAGUUUUUUUUUUUUUUUAAUGUUUCAACAAACAGUUUUUCAUGCUUUUAUUUCUUGUGAGUUGACUU
This is a messenger RNA of Haplochromis burtoni (Burton's mouthbrooder), 5443 nucleotides long. RefSeq names its product septin 4a (gene septin4a). The transcript is spliced from 13 exons. The coding region runs from base 2313 to 3854 and encodes 513 amino acids. NCBI's taxonomy places the organism in Eukaryota, Metazoa, Chordata, Actinopteri, Cichliformes, Cichlidae. Gene Ontology annotation, biological process: regulation of exocytosis; cytoskeleton-dependent cytokinesis. The record is from RefSeq and is a predicted model, not a curated record. Gene Ontology annotation, molecular function: molecular adaptor activity; GTP binding; GTPase activity. Gene Ontology annotation, cellular component: microtubule cytoskeleton; cell division site; septin complex.